AUGAUUCGAAGCGAAAGGAAGAAGAAGAACAAGAAGAACAAGAACGAGGACGACGACUGUUUGAAACUCGCGUUCGUUCUCUCCUCGGCGUCGUUUCAAGAGGCACCGUUUGAUUCUUCUUUGUCUUCUUCUUCUUUUUUUCUCAGUCAACGAAGAAGAAGAGGAGGACGAGAAAACGAAAAACCGUUACUCACGUUUUCUUCUUCCUUUUCGUCGUCGUCGUCGUCGUUUAACUGGAAAGAGAUUCGAAAGAAAGCGAGAGAACGGACCGGCAAAGAUUCGGAGUGCGCGAUUUGCCGAGAAGAGUUUGCGACGACGAUUCAGACGAGCGCGACGACGACGAUGGAUGCUGAUCAAAAUCGAGGACAAGUGUUGACGUCCUGUGCGCACUGUUUCCACGCGCAGUGCUUGAAGUCUUUCGAGACGUUCGUGGAAUCGAUAUCUGAACGACGAAGAUGUCCGUGUUGUCGUGCGGUCGGGUACAGAAAGAUUCGGAUAAGUGACGCGAGAGACGAGUGCAUUCGACACGCGGCGUUGACGAUACAGAAAAUGUGGAGAGGACGUCUCGUUCGAAACAAACUCGGACCGAUGAACGAGAACGCGCGAAUGACCUGGAUGGCGAAUAAGCUCCGCGCGUUACGAAAGCGAGUCGAGAGAAGCGCCGAAAAGAGGAGAGAGACGAGGAAACAACAACUCGCCGAAGAAGAAGAAGAAGAAGACAUCGACAAAUCUUCUUCUUCCGACGAGGAUUCCAACGAUACGAACACCGACUGGAACGUCGUCAUCGCCAAAUCGCUCUCCCUGGAAAUCGACGAGUGUUCUAUUUGCGCGCUUCGCUUCGCCGCCUCGAAGACAAACGCUGUCAUUUCCUCGCAAAGAACCGACGAUUCUACUCCUUCUUCUCCUCCUCCUCCUCCAAAGACGACGAAAGUCGCGUACCUCAGUUGUUCGCACCGGUUCCACAGAAACUGCCUGCGAACGUUCGAGAGGCAUUUGAAAUCUAUCGGCAGAGAGAUAUUUUGUCCCUGCUGUCGCCGAGCGAACUAUUCCCGAAAAUGUUUGUAA
Bathycoccus prasinos is the source of this 1065-nucleotide messenger RNA. RefSeq names its product RING finger protein 32. The transcript has a single exon. Gene Ontology annotation, molecular function: zinc ion binding; ubiquitin protein ligase activity; cullin family protein binding. Gene Ontology annotation, cellular component: anaphase-promoting complex. Bases 1 to 1065 code for a protein of 354 amino acids. Gene Ontology annotation, biological process: anaphase-promoting complex-dependent catabolic process. The record is from RefSeq and is a predicted model, not a curated record. NCBI's taxonomy places the organism in Eukaryota, Viridiplantae, Chlorophyta, Mamiellophyceae, Mamiellales, Bathycoccaceae.